AUGUUUAUCAUUAAUUUUUAUUCUAAUAUAUAUAUAUUUUUUUGCAGAGUCAACAUUGGUCUGUUUUGCUCCACUCCUGGCGUUGCACUGGCUCGUGCUGUGCCAAGAAAAGUUGCCAUGCAAAUGUUACUAACCGGUUAUCCAAUCAGCGCUGAUGGUAAAACACAUUGCUGCACUUUUAACAAAUUGAUAAUAGUCAUGUUUACACACCACCAGAAAAGCAAAUUUCCACAUAGUUGUUUUUGCCAUACAUUUAUCGUGGUGUUUGACAUACAGAAGUAAAAGCGGUCACACUUAAGUUCAUUCUGUUGACCUGUGCUAUGUUUAUUAUACCGAUUUUGCAGAGGCCCUAAAGCAUGGUCUCCUUAGCAAGGUCGUACCAGAGGAAAGUUUGGAUGAAGAAGUCAAUGCAAUCGCAGAGAAAAUUGCCUCUUCAAGCCAGCCUGUUGUUGCCAUGGGGAAAGCGGGUUUCUACUCCCAAGUGUCAAAGGCUAGAGACCAGGCUUAUGUGUAAGUACAUCCGUGAACACUAACAGUCAGCUUACCAUCGUGCAACUAGUUCAUUCACCGUGAUAAAAAAAUUACAUUUCUUAAGAACCAUGUUUGAACGUGGACAUUCAGUCUUAAAUUUUGGGGCAAUUUGUGUGGGGAUGAAAAACAGAACUAGUGCGAUCUUGUAAUGUAGAUGUUAGAUAGAGCAAACGAUGAUGAUUAUGACGACGGAGAUGUCGAUGUUGAUGGUGAUGGUGAUGGGAUUCGCGAUAAUGAUGAUGAUGAUGAUGACGAUGAUUGAUGAAGACGACAGUGGUGGUUGUGUCGGGGUUGGUGGUAAUGGUAUGAUGAUGGUCAUGACGAUUGUGACAAUGUUAAUGACAAUAAUAAUGUGAACAUAUUUCUAUUUUUAAUUAAAGAAGAAGGAGAAUUCAAACACUCUCUUAAACGUACGUGUAACUUUGCAGGGAUAAUUCACUCUGACGGAACGCUUGCAUUCAAUACAUCAGCUCUUGAAUCCCCUCACCUUGCGAAACCUAGGCUUGUUUUUCGCUCUCCUACCAGCCCUGUACCCCCAUUUUCUUAAAAUAUAACAUUUUCCCCUUCUUUUACAGAGAGGCCGAGGCAGUGAUGGUUGAGAACCUUGAGCUACACGAUGGACAAGAAGGAAUCAAGGCUUUUCUGGAGAAACGCAAACCCACUUGGACAAACACGACUGACUGUCACUAG
Messenger RNA from Porites lobata, 1221 nucleotides. The record is from the annotation of a GenBank genome assembly. NCBI's taxonomy places the organism in Eukaryota, Metazoa, Cnidaria, Anthozoa, Scleractinia, Poritidae.